UGUUUUAGAAAGAGCUAUAUUUUAUCUAUAAAAUAUCUAAAUAUUAUGAUUUAUCAGUAUAGAAAAGCUAUUAAUCUUCAGUUGUUAAGAAAUCAUGGAAAAAGAAGGCUUAACAAUAUGUUUAUUAAUGGGUCAGAUAAUAAACUAGAAUUAAAAACUAGGGACGAAGACUUUUCGGCACCUAUCUGGAGAAAUAGUGUAUUAUUUUUAUUUUCUGUCUUUACAAUAUAUAAAAUAGAUGAAUGGUAUGGUCUACAUCAUGAAGGCCAAGGAUUCUUUACAAGAAUUAUUGAAUAUUUUAAAAACAAAGAUAAUUAUACAGAAAUACAUAUUGAAAGUCUUAAAAAAAUAUCUGAAUUGGCAAAGGAACGUUUAAAUCAACAAGAUUCCAAAAGAAUACCUAUUUAUAGAUUAAAAUUUCCAGAACAACUUAAUCAAGGAAGUUCAUAUAAUCUAAUACCAGGAACUGAAAUUGAUUUAUCACAAUACGAUAUAAAAACCGAUAUUGACAAUAACAAUUCAUCUCCUCAAUCUUCAUAGAUUAUUUUUAACUUUCCUUUCUCUUUAUUAUAUUCGAUAUAUC
This is a messenger RNA of Pneumocystis carinii B80, 583 nucleotides long. RefSeq lists its product as hypothetical. Gene Ontology annotation, cellular component: mitochondrion. The transcript is spliced from 3 exons. Lineage: Eukaryota; Fungi; Ascomycota; Pneumocystomycetes; Pneumocystales; Pneumocystaceae. Bases 46 to 540 code for a protein of 164 amino acids. The record is from RefSeq and is a predicted model, not a curated record.